AUGAUUAUCGACAGUGGCAGACUCUAUGGACCUCACGUAAUAGCAGCGGCCAAAAAAGCUGAAGCUAGAGCGGCAUGCCUAGCAAGACUGAUGCCUAACAUUAGGGGACCUGAUAGCAGCAAGAGGGCGAUACUAGGAGGAGUGGUACAGUCCAUCCUACUGUAUGGAGCUCCGAUUUGGUACCCAGCCAUGAGGAUGGAGAAGUACAGGCAAAUUCUGAUUAAGACCCAAAGAAAGAGCCUAGUACGGAUCAUAUCUGCGUACAGAACAGUGUCUGCAGAAGCGGCACAGGUCGUAGCAGGCAUGAACCCUAUAGACCUUCUUGCUGCGGAAAGGAAAUACACCCACGAGAGGAGUGGCGGCACGAAAGAGAAGGGCUAG
Molecule: messenger RNA, 381 nt
Organism: Leptinotarsa decemlineata (Colorado potato beetle)
Lineage: Eukaryota; Metazoa; Arthropoda; Insecta; Coleoptera; Chrysomelidae
Source: RefSeq, a predicted model, not a curated record